Molecule: messenger RNA, 990 nt
Organism: Toxorhynchites rutilus septentrionalis
Lineage: Eukaryota; Metazoa; Arthropoda; Insecta; Diptera; Culicidae
Exons: 2
Coding region: 1-990 (329 amino acids)
Source: RefSeq, a predicted model, not a curated record
AUGGCCAAUUUGAAGCAAUUUAUGGAUCGGGAAUUCCAAUCGAACCGACUACAACUGGAACUUCUGUUCGAUGACACAAAAGAGAACGCAACUGAUGAAGAAACGGAGAGUAGUAAUCGACUCAUUCGGCAGAACUUUGAGCUCGAUUAUGUUCGUGCAUACGGGUUCCUAACCACGAAAAUUCGUGAGCUUAAUGCAGGCUCACAGCACGUUUCCCAAGCCGUAGCAGUAGUUAAUGCGCCAAAUCCACCACAGACACGAAUUAAACUCCCUGAAGUAAAACUUCCAACGUUCGAUGGAUCCAUUUCGGAAUGGAUCACAUUCAGAGAUACUUAUCAAUCUCUAAUUGAUUCUAAUGCGCAGUUAUCGCAAAUAGACAAAUUUUCUUACCUUGUUGCAUCGUUAACCAAGGAUGCACGAAAGGUUAUUGAAGCGAUCGAGCUUACCGACGCAAAUUAUGCCGUUGCGUGGCAGUUGUUGGAGAAGCGUUUCAACAACAAAAAGUUAGUAGUAAAAUCAUACAUCGAUUCGCUUUUCGCAAUCGAACCAAUGAAGAGGGAAUGCUACGAGUCCCUUAUGCGCUUGAUCGACGAUUUCGAGCGCAACCUAUGCCUAAUCAACAAAGUGGGCAUCGAAACAGAUGGUUGGAGUGUGCUUCUAUUCCACAUGGUCUGCAGUCGACUUGAUUCAUCCACCUUGCGGCACUGGGAAGCUCACCACAAGUCCACUGAGGUUCCAAAGUAUCGGGAUCUCAUCGAUUUUCUACGCACUCAUUUAAUGGUUCUACAGUCAUUGACACCUUCGAAGUCUCGCUUAUCUGAUUCGCACAAAUCGGAAUCCUAUCGGCCGUCGAAAUUCUCGAAAGUUAAUACAGUCCACACUAUCACUAAUUCGACAACUGGUUCCUGUCCGUUCUGUUCGAAGGCUCCACACUCACCAUUCAAAUGCGACGUGUUCCUGAAAAUGGCUGUCAACGUUACGAACAAGUGA